UUUAACAAGUUUGCAACAGUUGUUACGCGGGUAACAUUGAAUUGCAUCAAAACACGGAUUACAAUCUGAAUAAGCGCAUACUAGCGAGAGUUUUUCUUAAAUUAUGUUCGAAAGUGACGAUUGGAUUUUGGAGGACACUUUUAACAAUGUCGAUGAGAAGCCGGUGCAAUCUCGAGAAGAAAAAGCCGAAGAAAAGACAUCGCCUGCCAAGAGGCGUAAAGUGAACAGCUGCGAGAUUUUGUCCUCACUGGUGGACAACACUGUCGCUUCGAAACCAAAUGCUAUAGAAGUCGUUCCGAAGAACAAUUUUUCCUGUAGCGGUAAGAAUUGUGUGUCGAGAGAGAGAAAUUUAUUAUUAGAUAUGUUUCGAGAAAAAAAAUCUCCAGAGUCACUCAAAAAGUCCACAAAGGAAAUAAACAGAAAGUUAUCAAGUCUUUUGCAAGAAGAGAUAUCAUCUAAUCAGAUAUCUAAGCCAAAUUCAACAACGAAUACAAUUGCCUGCAAAAUAUCCAAAGAUAAGAGCCAUAUAAAGUCUGUAAAUAAAACAAAAAGUGGUAAGAGUGUAAAGUUUGUUAGAAUAUUUCCCGGUCCAGCUGGCUUGGUACCAGACAGGACAAGUGAUGAUAUUACUGUCGAGUCAUAUUCAAAUGACAAAACAGAAUCAGAGAAUAAAACAACCAUGAAGCACAUAGAGACAGAUUUGCCCAAAUCAUCCCAGGACGAUAAGAACUUGUUUAGUGAGAAAGCUUGGAAUCUCCUGCUAAUUGAUCUGCCGUAUAAUUUUUUCAAAGAAUAUGGAAUUUCCACCAUUAAAAAUAAGGCAGAUUCUAGUCACUGUAACAGUAUGAAAGUAAAAUUCAUAGCAGGUAUAUUAGAUUACAUAGAUUAUAGUCACGAUGAUCCGUUUAUUGUAUUGAAAGAUUCGACAGGUAGUAUAGAAGGCACUAUUCAUCGCAACAUUUUAUUAAAAUAUCCUGGUAUAUUAGACCCGAAUGUGGUUAUUUUUGUGCAAGACGUAGGACUACUGAAAACCAAGACAUAUGUAGUGACUAAUAAAUAUCAUAUUUUAAUUUCUCAGAGAAAUUUACUAGCUAUAUAUUCUAAUAAAGGUCGGAUAGUAAGCACACCUCAAGUGGAGAGUGUCUUGUCUAAGAUUGUGAUAAAUGAAAAUUGUGAUAGUACACCUUUGCAAACUGCCGAGUCUUCCAUUAAUGCGUCAACUGUAAUUGCAUCGGUGAACAAUUCGCAUCGAGUAAACACAAAUCUCAAACAAGCUUGGGAAACAGAUAGUCGGAAGAACAAACUUGCAAAUGAAGAAUGUCAAUAUUUUGCCAACUCUACAAGCACGAACGACUUGGACAUGAAUGAUUUCUUUUCGAUCGAUUGCGAAUUUGAAAUUACCGAGGAACCGAAUCGUUUUACCGAAUCGUCAAAAGAAAACUUGCAACCUAGUGAAAUUGAACGGUUGCAAACGGAAAAUACGAAUCACGUAGAAAAUAGCAGAAGAGACCCGGCAAGAAGUUCAUCAAAUAAGCAAACUUCGUCUCAAACUUUUCAGACACGUGUCGCGAAUUCAGAAGAAACUGUCGAUAUACCGGAUGGAAAACGCAAAACGCAUUUUUCGUCGAACGAUGGUGCAGCUCACGAAACGCGAAAAGAAGACUCGAAUUCCAAAAACUUAAAAUCCACGAAAGCGCUGGUGAGCUAUUUUACCGGUGAUAAUGAAUAUGAUUCGGAUGAUGAAAUGUUAUCGCAGUUAGACGUGUAAUUAAUGUUUAAGGUAAAGACUGUUUAUUGCUAAAUAGAGCGAGUUCUACUUCCGUGGAUGUGACUGACAUUUAUAUUGUGCGAGAUUCAACUUGAACAAUAUUAAUGUAAUUACUGUAUUAAAAAAUGAUUUUUGAUCACAUGUACAUACACAAAAAUGAUUUUUG
Molecule: messenger RNA, 1934 nt
Organism: Pseudomyrmex gracilis
Lineage: Eukaryota; Metazoa; Arthropoda; Insecta; Hymenoptera; Formicidae
Exons: 2
Coding region: 104-1768 (554 amino acids)
Biological process (GO): recombinational repair
Source: RefSeq, a predicted model, not a curated record